Molecule: messenger RNA, 3360 nt
Organism: Ectocarpus siliculosus
Lineage: Eukaryota; Phaeophyceae; Ectocarpales; Ectocarpaceae
Source: the annotation of a GenBank genome assembly
AUGAAGCCCGCUCGCCACAAGGUCUCGCGCCAACAGAGACGAAGACGGUGGAUGACAGCCCGGGUCGGAAACGCUGCGGCCGUCCUGGCUGCUGCGUGGUCCCUGCCGCACAGGUGCUGCCAGGCCCUCCGGGCGCCCUGUUCUUCAUCGGCCAUCUCGGGUGCGGGCUACCAGUACCGGAGCUAUGUGGGCACCGCCGCCCAGCGGGCGAGCAGGACGACCGCGAGACUCUCGGGAGGCUUCGUGCCAGGCGGCGCGGGCAGACGGAAGGUGGUUGCUGCGGCGGAAUCAAGGCGCUUCAUCAGCAAUGGUGGUGGCUUUGUCGGCGACAGCAGCAGGCUUGUAGCGCAGCAGCGGCGGGCACCAGCAGCAGGGGCAGUGCGAAUGGCGUCGGGUGGAGGGUCGGACGAGAGCCAGUUUUUCACUGACCCGGACGCUCCGUCAGAGGUGGAUGGGGUGGGGCCGCCAGGACCGUUAGUGGGAGGAGAUCAGGUGGUGAACGUGGGGCUUGAGGCGGAGAUCAAGACCUCGUUCAUGCAGUACGCCAUGAGCAUUAUCCUGGGCCGAGCCUUGCCGGACGUACGUGACGGGUUGAAGCCCGUCCACCGCCGCAUUCUGUACGCCAUGUACGGCCUCAACCUCAACCCCGAGGGGACGCACAGAAAGUGCGCUAGGGUGGUGGGGGAGGUGCUUGGAAAGUACCACCCGCACGGGGACACGGCCGUGUACGACGCGCUCGUCCGCAUGGCGCAGGACUUCGUCAUGAGUGCUCCGCUGAUCCAGGGUCACGGCAACUUCGGCAGCAUCGACAACGACCCCGCGGCGGCCAUGCGUUACACCGAGUGUAAGCUGUCGAGCGUGGCGAAGGACACGCUCCUGACGGACAUCAACCUCGACACGGUGGACAUGAUGACCAACUUCGACGGUAACGAGAAGGAGCCGGUCGUGCUGCCAUCCCGCUUACCGCUGCUGCUGAUCAACGGUGCCACCGGCAUCGCCGUCGGCAUGGCCACCAACAUCCCUCCGCACAACCUGGGAGAAGUGGUGGCGGCAACGAUAGCCCUCAUCAGGAACCCCGGAAUCCCGGACGACCAGCUGUUCCGGCUCUUGCCUGCUCCCGACUUCCCAACGGGAGGGCGUAUCAUGGGCCUGGCCGGCGCGCGCAAGCUCUACACGACUUCCAACGGGGGCGUUACGCUCCGCGCGACCACUCACAUCGAGGUGAUCGAGGCGAAAGGCAGGACGAAGCGGAACGCCGUCGUGGUGACGGAACUCCCCUACCAGGUCAACAAGUCCUCCCUGCUGCAGAGGAUGGCCGAGAUGGUGAACGACAAGAAGCUGGAAGGCAUUUCUGACCUCCGGGAUGAGAGUGACCGCGACGGCGUGAGGGUUGUGGUCGAGCUGAAGCGGGACGCUAACCCUCAGGUGGUGGAAAACAACCUGUUCAAGAAGACGCAGCUGCAGACGUCCUUUAGUGGCAACAUGCUGGCUCUUGGGAGCGACGGGACAAAGCCGCACCGGUUCAGCUUGAGAGCGGCGAUCCAAUCCUUCGUCGACUUCCGGUUCACCACCGUGCGGAGGCGGACUGCGUUUGAGCUCGGCAAGGUGCGGGCGAGAGAGCACAUCGUGCAGGGCAUGCUUCAAGCGCUCGGCAUGAUCGACGCCGUCAUCGAGCUCGUCAGGGCCAGCACCGACACGCCGAUGGCCCGCGACGGCCUGAUGGCGGAGCCCUACGGGCUGUCUCAAGAACAGGCGGACGCCAUCCUGGCCCUCCGGCUGGGAAGGCUGACCUCCAUGGAAGAGGGGAAGCUCAAGGCAGAGGCGGAAGACCUCAAGGCCGCCAUGGAGAGGCUGGAAGGUGUGAUGAACGAGGACUCCAAGGUGAUGGACAUCAUCGUGGAGGAACUCACCGAGGCUAAGAACAAGCACGCGGUCCCCCGCAGGACCAUGAUCAAGCCCGACGAAGGCGAGCUCCACGAAGAGGACCUGCUGGCCAAUGACAACUCGGUCGUGGUGGUGACCGCUGCCGGCUACAUCAAGCGCAUGCCGCUGGAAGAGUUUACGGCGCAGAACAGGGGGACUCGAGGCAAGGCCGGUGCCAAGAUGUCAUCCGACCACGACGUAGUGCAGCACUUCUUCACCUGCCAGGACCACGACACGAUUCUCUUCGUGUCCGACAAGGGAGUGGCGUACGGGAUUAGGGCGUUCCAAGUCCCUGUGGGGUCUCGCACGGCCAAGGGCGUCCCGGUGCCUCAGGUGCUGCCCAUCGCGGGAGACGAGCAGAUCGCGAGCGUGCUGGCCGUGGACGACUUCAGGGAGGAUGAGUACCUUGUGCUCCUCACACAGAAAGGCUACAUCAAGCGCACCCCUCUGGCGGCUUUCAAGUCCACGUCCAGCCGGGGGCUCAUCAUUAUCAGCCUGGGGGAAGACGACACUCUCCGCUGGGUUAAGAGGUGCUGUGACGAAAACGGCAUUGUCAUCGGUUCCAAGCAGGGCUAUGCCACCCGAUUCUUGGCCAACCAGAAGGACCUCCGGCCAUCAGGGAGAACGUCCAGGGGCGUCAAGGAAGAGGGACACUCCCUCUUGGUGCUGACCACGAGAGGCUACGGCAAGCGCGUCGCCUUGAACGAGUUUAAGACCACUCGAAGGGGCGGCAAGGGCGUGAUCGCGCUCAAGCUGAGGCAGAAGCUCGAAGACACGCUUGCCUGCUUCCGCAUAGUGGGGGCAGACGACGAGAUCAUGCUAUCAACGGCCCAGGGCACCAUCGUGCGGCAGCGCGCGGGCGCGAUCGCCCGGCAGUCUCGAACGGCAACGGGGGUCAUCGUGCAAAAACUGGACGCCAACGACGGCAUCAAGGACGUGGCGCUAGUGCCCGAAAUCAGUGAAGAUGCGGCCGCCGCUACCGGCCGCCCUGGUGCGUCUAGCGGUGAUGAUGUUGGGGCGGGGAGUGGGGAUGCCGGGGGAGUGGCAGAGGCGUUAAGGGGUGGCGGGGGUGAUGAUGAGUACGCCGAGGAGGAGGAGGGGUUGGGGUUCGGCAGAGAGGAGCUUGCGUGGAUGUCGUCGAUAGUGCGCGAUGUACCCGAGAACGUGCGUUGAAAGUGAUGGGGAUCUGUUAGAACGUGCCUUGCCUGUGUUUGGCCUGUUGCUAGUUGUUGCUUGCGCGCUCUUGUCCUGGCACUGGCUGAUGCUUCGGUGUUCCUGUGACUAUUUACAUCAUCGGGGUUGCAAUGGGUGGCGAAUCGGCGUUCAACUUGCUCCUUCACCACAUUAGGGUCAUGUUAUGUCUAGCAGACAUUCGCCCCUCGCUGUAGAUCAUGUGCUUCCUUCACGUGAGACAAUGGAUGGGAAAUGCUGACCCAC